Messenger RNA from Fomitopsis serialis, 1175 nucleotides. RefSeq names its product SCO1/SenC-domain-containing protein. Gene Ontology annotation, cellular component: mitochondrial inner membrane. Bases 136 to 960 code for a protein of 274 amino acids. Gene Ontology annotation, biological process: mitochondrial respiratory chain complex IV assembly; intracellular copper ion homeostasis. The transcript has 4 exons. The record is from RefSeq and is a predicted model, not a curated record. Gene Ontology annotation, molecular function: copper chaperone activity; copper ion binding. NCBI's taxonomy places the organism in Eukaryota, Fungi, Basidiomycota, Agaricomycetes, Polyporales, Fomitopsidaceae.
GGCUCGCGCGCCUGUCUCGUGUAUAUGACCUUCCUCCAGCGCGUCGGCCGCUUCUCCAACCGUUCCAACACCAUCCGCGCAGACAUACCACAGAUUCGUCUAGCAUCCUGAGGGUGUCUCGCCGUGCAAGCCAAGAUGUCAAGAGCUCUGAGAGUAGCACGCUCACUUCGGACUGCCGCUGCACGUCCUGCCCGCUACCCAUGUUCGCGCCUGGAACUCAAGCCACCAUGCGCGAGACAUUACUCACAGCCGACGCAACAGACCUCCUCAGGAGAGAGGGAUAGGUCCGCGGUCGGGGUCUUCACGCCAAAAGCUGCAGCUCUGUUCGUAGCGACUGGCGUCGGCCUCUAUCUGUACUUCAGAUAUGAGAAACAAAGCUGCAGGAGCAAAACAGAAAGAGCAAGAAGACAAGCAGGUCGGACGGCCGCACGUCGGCGGAGCCUUCACCCUCACGACACAUACGAGCACACCCUUCACCGAAAAAGACUGCUCGGGAGUUGGAGCCUCAUCUACUUCGGGUUCACGAACUGCCCUGACAUCUGCCCAGAAGAGCUCGACAAAAUGAGCGCAGCAGUCACCGAACUAGACAAGCAAUUCGGGCCGGUCGUGCAGCCCGUCUUCAUCUCUGUCGACCCCGCGCGGGACACCAUCCCCCAAGUCGCACGCUAUGUCGCGGACUUCCACCCCCGGCUCGUUGGGCUGACGGGCGACUACGCGGCGACGAAGGCGACCUGCAAGGCGUACCGCGUGUACUUCUCGACGCCGCCGGACGCGAAGGCGGACGACGACUACCUCGUGGACCACUCGAUCUUCUUCUACUUCAUGGACCCGGACGGCAAGUUCGUGGACGCGUUCGGGAAGGCGAGCUCGGUGGAGGACGUGGUGGCGAGGGUGCAGAAGGAGAUCGCGCUGUGGAAGGAGCGACGGGGAAGACGACGUAGUGUUCCGCCGUACCUGUAGUAGACUGCUCUGCGCCCUUGGUGGCGGAUACACCCCCUUCUCAGAAAUGAUGCUGCCGGUUGACAGUUGCACACACGUCGACCUAUGCCGCGGGUUGAGCAGCACUGUCAAUGCACAUUGAACAAGGGUAGACCACAAUCACUCCUCCGCCUCUAGCGCAGCCACCUUCUGCUUCGAGAGCACCUUCAUCCUGCGAACGUAGCUGCGCGACCCCA